Piliocolobus tephrosceles (Ugandan red Colobus) is the source of this 8753-nucleotide messenger RNA. It is a transcript of the gene SETX, whose product is annotated as senataxin. The record is from RefSeq and is a predicted model, not a curated record. Gene Ontology annotation, cellular component: nuclear body. Gene Ontology annotation, molecular function: transcription termination site sequence-specific DNA binding; helicase activity. The transcript has 27 exons. Bases 271 to 8397 code for a protein of 2708 amino acids. NCBI's taxonomy places the organism in Eukaryota, Metazoa, Chordata, Mammalia, Primates, Cercopithecidae. Gene Ontology annotation, biological process: termination of RNA polymerase II transcription.
CACCGCGGCCGCUCUUCCCGUGCCCCGCCAGCUGAGGGCACAAAAAUCGGAAAGCAGCAGCCGGGGCUGGGCCUAGCUCGCGGCGACGGCUGGUUGGCAGCUGUGGCUGCGGGCCCGCACUUCCGCCGGUGGCCGAGAGCGGGGCCUGUCACGGAGAGAUGUUCUUUUGGGGCCAGAGUCUGGGCAUAUAUGAAUGUAAAUCCGUGUUUGUUCACAACUAAGCCCAGCUGAGACAAUCACUUUUCUGUAGGCCGUUUGCCCAGGUACAGAAUGAACACAUGUUAUUGGUGUACUCCACGUGGUGGUUCCACCGUUGACUUCCUAAAGCGCUAUGCUUCCAACACUCCAUCCAGUGAAUUUCAAACAGCCAACGAAGACCUCUGCUACUGCUUAUAUUGUGUGGUGGAAUACCACAAAGCAAGAGAUGAAUUGCCAUUCUUGCAUGAGGUUUUAUGGGAAUUGGAAACCUUACGUCUGAUAAAGCACUUUGAAAAAUUCAUGAAGGCAGAAAUUGGAGAUGAUGACGACUUAUAUAUAGUAGACAGCAAUGGAGAGAUGCUAGUGUUGGACAUCACUGGACGAGACUUUGAAUAUAAGCUUCGAGUUCCUCUUCUUGAAAUACUGAAAUAUCCUUAUUUGCUUGUACAUGAACGUGUUAACGAGUUAUGUGUUGAAGCACUUUGUCGGAUGGAACAAGCCAAUUGCUCCUUUCAGGUGGUGGAAAAACAUCCAGGGAUCUAUUUGUUUUUGGUCCAUCCCAAUGAUAUGGUCCGGCGUUGGGCUAUCUUGACUGCAAGAAACUUGGGGAAAGUGGACAGAGACGAUUAUUAUGACUUAGAAGAAGUUUUAAUUUGCCUUUUUAAAGUCAUUAAGUUGGGACUUCUAGAGAAUCCAGACAUUUAUACUUCUUCUGUCCUAGAGAAGGGUAAACUAAUUCUUCUGCCCUCACACAUGUAUGAUACUACCAACUACAAAAGCUAUUGGUUAGGUAUUUGCAUGUUGCUGACCAUUCUUGAGGAACAAGCCAUGGAUUCCCUAUUGUUGGGCUCAGACAAACAAACUGAUUUUAUGCAGUCGAUACUUCGCACUAUGGAGAGGCAAUCACACGAUGAUAGUGUGGAUCCUUUCUGGCCAGCAUUACACUGUUUUAUGGUGAUUCUGGACCGCCUUGGAUCUAAGGUCUGGGGUCAGCUUAUUGAUCCUAUUGAGGCAUUUCAAGCCAUUAUCAACAAUGCAAGCUACAAUAGAGAGAUUGAGCAUAUACGGAACAGCUCUGUAAGGAUCAAGUCAGAACCGGAGUCGUAUUUGGAUGAUAUGGUGACUUGCAGCCAGAUCGUAUACAAUUAUAAUCCUGAAAAGACCAAAAAGGAUUCUGGAUGGAGAACAGCCAUUUGCCCAGAUUAUUGUCCUAACAUAUAUGAAGAAAUGGAAACAUUAGCCAGUGUGCUUCAGUCAGAUAUUGGUCAAGACAUACGUGUUCAUAACAGCACAUUUCUGUGGUUCAUCCCUUUUGUCCAUUCCCUCAUCGAUCUUAAGGAUUUGGGUGUGGCUUACAUAGUAGAGGUUGUUUAUCAUCUGUACACUGAAGUCAGAGGUGUCCUCAACCAAACAGAUGCCAUGUGUGACAAAGUCACUGAAUUUUUUCUUCUAAUUUUGGUAUCAGUGAUUGAACUGCAUAGAAAUAAAAAAUGUUUGCAUUUGCUGUGGGUAAGUUCCCAGCAAUGGAUAGAAGCUGUCGUCAAAUGUGCCAAGCUUCCUAAUACUGCAUUUACACGGAGUUCUGAGAAAUCAUCUGGAAAUUGCUCCAGAAGAACAGCAGUGAUACCAUCAUUGUCGAUGCAUUCCAUGCCAUGUAACUCUGUACAACUUGCUUGUGUGCGGCUGAUUAGAAGUCUCCUUAAAGAAGGUUGUCAGCUUGGGCUGCGAUCUCUUUGCAUGCGAUUCUGGGAUAAGGUCAACUUAAUCCUUAGACAAAAUUUAUCUCUAGGUUGGCAGUUGACUAGUCAGGAAACCCACGAGCUACAAACUUGUUUAAAGCAAAUUAUUAGAAACAUGAAAUUCAAAGCACCUCCAUGUAACACUUUUGCGGAUCUGACUUCUACAUGUAAAACCUCUCCGGCACCUUAUAAUAGAGAAGAAAGUGAACAAAUAGGGAAGAAGUCUAGAAACGAUAGGCAUUAUUUGGAAGCUUCCAGCCCAACAUUUUCUAAAGAACCAAUGAAAGCGCAAGACAGUGUAUUGAUUAAAGCAGAUAACACUAUAGAAGGUGACAAUGAUGAGCAACAUUAUAUAAAGGAUGUGAAACUAGAAGACCAGCUCUCAGCUGGGUCAUGCUUCAAGCAGAGUAGUGAAAACAUGUUUACUGAAAGAGCUGAAGAUGAAGUUAAAAUAAGUACAAGGAAGCAGAAGUCUGUAAAAGGGAACUCCUCAUAUACACCAGAGGUUUGUACUUCAAGAAAUGGUCCAGAAAGGGGAUGUGACAGAGAAAUAAUAGUAUCAACACGUUUGUUGACUGAUUUUAGCACUGAUGCUUUGGAAAAAGCGUCCACAUCAAAUGAAGAUUUCUCUUUAAAGGAUGAUGUUCUUGCUAAAACCUCAAAACAAAAAACUAAGGUACAGAAAGAUGAAAUCUGUGCAAAGUUAUCACAUGAAAUAAAGAAACAACACAGGAAGAGUACUUUGGUCAAUAAUACUAUCAAUUUAGACGAAAAUUUGACUGUAUCUAACAUUGAGAGUUUCUAUUCAAGGAAAGAUGUAGGAGUUCAGAAAGGAGAUGGUUUCAUACACAAUCUUUCUUUAGACCCUAGUGGUGUUCUGGAUGAUAAUAAGAAUGGAGAACAAAAAUCUCAAAACAAUUUAUUGCCAGAAGACAAGCAAUUAAAGAAUGAAGAGUUAGGUAUUUUCUAUUCCCAUGAAAACAAUUGUGAAAUACAGGAAUUUCAUGGUGAUGAUAAAGAUUCGAUCCCCUUUACAAAAAUGGCCAAUACUUCAGAGAAGAAAUCAUCUUGCUUUAAAGAUCUUUUGACUGUACCUGAAUCAAGAGAUGAGGCGAUGAGUAAUAGUACCAAUGUGAUUUAUUCGAACUUGACAAGAGAACAGGCCCCUGGCAUCAGUCCUAAAUCUGACACCUUAACGGAUUCUCAGAUAGACAGAGACCUUCACAAAUUAUCUUUACUAGCUCAAGCCAGUGUUACUACAUUUCCAUCUGAUUCCCCUCAGAACUCAUCCCAGCUACAAAGGAAAGGAAAAGAAGAUAAAAGAUGUUUCACAGCUAACCAAAAUAAUGUUGGAGAUGCCUCCCUUGGAGAGGUGAUUAUUAUUUCAGAUUCUGACGAUGAUGAUGAUGAAAGAAUCCUGAGUCUUGAGAAACUCACUAAACAGGACAAAAGACGCCUUGAGAAGGAACGUCCAGAGCAGCACAUUUCAACAGUUAAGGAGGAAAAGAAUCCAGUAAACGAAGAAAAGACGAAGUCUCUUUUUCAGUUUGAGGAAUCUGAUUCUCAGUGUUUUGAGUUUGAAAGUGCAUCUGAAGUGUUUUCCGUUUGGCAAGAUCAUCUAGACAAUAAUAAUUCAGUUCAAGAUGGUGAGAAAAAAUGUUUGACUCCUAUAGCCAAUACCACAAAUGGUCAGGAUUGUACAGAUUAUGUAUCUGAAGUUGUUAAAAAAGGGGCAGGGGGCAUUGAAGAACACACAAGACCACAGAGCAGUAGUAUUUCUGUUGAGGAGUUUUGUGAAAUUGAAGUAAAAAAGCCUAAGAGAAAACGAUCUGAAAAACCAGUUCCUGAAGAUCCUGUGAGUCCUUCAUCUUCUGUCAGAAAUGAGGGCCAGUCUGAUACUAAUAAGAGAGAGCUUGUUGGAAAUGAUUUUAAAAGUAUAGAUAGAAGGACUAGAACUCCCAAUUCAAGAAUUCAGAGAGCCACUACGGUUUCACAAAAGAAAUCUUCAAAGCUUUGUACUUACACAGAACCCGUCAGGAAAGUUCCAGUUUCUAAGACCCCUAAGAAAACUCAUUCGGAUGCCAAAAAAGGACAGAAUAGAAGUUCAAAUUACCUCAGUUGUAGGACAACUCCUGCUAUAGUGCCACCAAAGAAAUUUCGUCAGUGUCCUGAACCAACUUCAACAGUUGAGAAACUUGGCCUGAAAAAGGGUCCUCGUAAGGCAUUUGAGUUGUCCCAGCGAUCUUUGGAUUAUGUAGCUCAGUUACGUGAUCAUGGCAAAACUGUUGGAGUAGUUGAUACUCGAAAAAAGACUAAAUUAAUUUCUCCUCAGAACCUGUCUGUCAGAAAUAAUAAGAAACUGCUGACUAGUCAAGAACUUCAGAUGCAAAGGCAGAUCAGACCCAAAUCACAAAAAAAUAGACAAAGACUUUCUGGUUGUGAAAGUACAGAUGCUACAAGAGCAGGGCCUCAUACAGCACAGAAUUCUGACACAUUUGUACCAGAAUCUGAUAGGUCAGAUUAUGAUUGUACAGGAGGAACUGAGGUACUUGCCAACAGUAACGGAAAACAGUUAAUAAAACGCAUGCCUUCUGAACCAGAAACCAUAAAAGCAAAACAUGGGUCUCCAGCGACUGAUGGUGCUUGCCCUUUGAACCAGUGUGAUUCUAUAGUGUUAAAUGGAACAAUACCAACAAGUGAAGUAAUUGUCUCUAUUUCAGAGGACCCUCUGGGGGGAGGUGAUCCGACAGCACAUCAUACAGAGAUGGCAACUUUGAACGAGGGAGAGCCUGACUCUAGCAGUGAUACAGAGGAAGAUAACUUAUUUUUAACACAAAAUGAUCCUGAAGAUAUGGAUUUAUGUUCACAAAUGGAGAAUGACAAUUAUAAAUUCAUUGAACUAAUUCAUGGAAAAGAUACAGUUCAGGUUGAAGAAGAUUCUGUAAGUCAGCCUCAGUUGGAAUCUUUGAGUGGCACAAAGUGUAAAUACAAAGAUUGUCUUGAAACCACAAAAAACCAGGGUGAAUACUGCCCACAACACUCUGAAGUGAAAGCAGCAGAUGAAGAUGUAUUUCGUAAACCUGGUUUGCCGCCUUCUGCAUCUAAACCUUUGAGACCUACCACUGCUAAGAUUUUUAGCUCAAAGAGUACUUCACGAAUUGCUGGUCUUUCUAAAUCUUUGGAAACUUCUUCAGCACUUUCACCAUCUCUAAAAAAUAAGUCAAAGGGGAUACAGUCGAUUUUGAAAGUACCACAGCCAGCUCCCCUCGUAGCUCAGAAGCCAGUGGGUGAAAUGAAAAAUUCGAGCAAUGUUUUUCAUCCUCAGGCUCCAAAUAAUUCCAACAGGCAAGGUUGCGAAGUUCCAUUUGGUGAAAGCAAAUAUUUUCCAUCUUCCUCUCCAGUAAACAUUCUCUUGUCAUCACAGUCUGUCUCUGACACCUUCGUUAAAGAGGUCUUAAAAUGGAAAUAUGAAAUGUUUUUGAACUUUGAUCAGUGUGGGCCCCCUGCAAGUCUUUGUCAGCCCAUCUCAAGACCUGUGCCUAUCAGAUUUCACAAUUAUGGAGAUUAUUUUAAUGUUUUUUUCCCUUUGGUGGUAAUGAAUACUUUUGAAACAAUGGCACAGGAAUGGCUCAACUCUCCAAAUAGAGAGAAUUUCUAUCAGUUGCAAGUACGGAAAUUUCCUUCUGAUCAUUUAUCAUACUGGGAGUUUACGGUUUAUCUGGAAGAAUGUGAAUUGGCUAAACAGCUUUAUCCAAAGGAAAAUGAUUUGGUGUUUUUAGUUCCUGAGAGAAUAAAUGAAGAGAAGAAAGAUGCAGAGAGAAAUGACAUACAAGAUCUCCACAAAUAUCAUUCUGGUUAUGUUCAGAAAUUUCGCCGCACUUUAUUCAGGCCUAAUGGGAAAGCUGAGUGUUACCUUUCCAUCCAGACUCAAGAGAAUUUUCGGGCCAAUAUAAACCAACUUGUGAAUUGUAUUGUAAUCAGUUCUCUGGUAACAACACAAAGGAAGUUGAAAGCCAUGUCUCUGUUGGGUAGUCAGAACCAACUGGCUAGAGCUGUUCUGAAUCCAAACCCUAUGGACUUCUGUACAAAAGAUUUACUAACUACAACAUCUGAGAGAAUUAUUGCUUACUUAAGAGAUUUCAAUGAAGACCAAAAGAAAGCAAUAGAAACUGCAUAUGCUAUGGUGAAACACUCACCAUCAGUUGCCAAAAUCUGCUUGAUUCAUGGACCACCUGGAACAGGAAAAUCAAAAACUAUUGUUGGCCUCCUCUAUUGUCUACUGACAGAGAACCAGAGGAAGGGGCAUUCAGACGAAAACUCCAGUGCCAAAGUCAAACAAAACCGUGUCCUCGUGUGUGCACCUUCCAAUGCAGCUGUUGAUGAACUUAUGAAAAAAAUUAUCCUUGAAUUCAAAGAAAAAUGCAAAGACAAGAAGAAUCCUUUAGGAAACUGUGGAGAUAUAAAUUUAUUACGACUGGGUCCAGGAAAGUCUAUCAAUAAUGAGGUUCUAAAGUUCAGUUUGGACAGCCAAGUAAACCACAGAAUGAAAAAAGAUUUACCUUCUCAUGUUCAGGCAAUGCAUAGAAGAAAGGAAUUUCUAGAUAAUCAGUUGGAUGAGCUUUCCCGGCAGCGAGCUCUAUGCCGAGGUGGACGGGAAAUACAGAGGCAAGAAUUAGAUGAAAACAUUUCCAAACUUUCUAAGGAAAGGCAGGAACUUGCUUCUAAAAUUAAAGAGGUUCAAGGACGCCCACAGAAAACACAGAGUACCAUCAUCUUAGAGUCCCAUAUCAUCUGCUGCACAUUGAGCACAAGUGGUGGCUUACUACUUGAAUCUGCUUUCCGGGGGCAAGGGGGUGUCCCCUUCAGCUGUGUCAUUGUUGAUGAGGCUGGACAGUCUUGUGAAGUUGAGACUCUUAACCCACUCAUCCAUCGUUGCAAUAAGCUCAUCCUAGUAGGAGAUCCCAAGCAGCUCCCUCCCACAGUCAUCUCUAUGAAAGCACAGGACUAUGGCUACGACCAGUCAAUGAUGGCUCGCUUCUUCAGACUGCUGGAAGAGAAUGUAGAACACAACAUGAUCAGCAGGCUGCCUAUUCUGCAGCUCACUGUGCAGUACAGGAUGCAUCCAGACAUAUGCCUCUUCCCUUCUAAUUAUAUUUACAACAGAAUCUUAAAAACAAAUAGACAGACAGAAACCAUUCGAUGUUCAUCAGACUGGCCAUUUCAACCAUACCUUGUGUUUGAUGUCGAAGAUGGUUCAGAAAGACGGGAUAAUGACUCAUACGUAAAUGUUCAAGAAAUAAAACUGGUGAUGGAAAUAAUUAAGCUUAUUAAAGACAAAAGAAAGGAUGUUAGUUUUCGAAACAUUGGCAUAAUAACUCAUUACAAGGCCCAGAAGACGAUGAUUCAGAAGGAUUUGGACAAAGAGUUCGAUAGAAAAGGACCAGCAGAAGUAGAUACUGUGGAUGCGUUCCAGGGUCGGCAGAAGGAUUGUGUUAUUGUUACAUGUGUCAGAGCAAAUAGCGGGCAAGGUUCAAUUGGAUUCCUGGCAAGUUUGCAGAGAUUGAAUGUCACCAUCACACGAGCCAAGUACAGCCUCUUCAUCCUCGGACAUUUGAGGACCCUGAUGCAACUUCUUCCUAGGAGCUUUUGUGUACACGUGAACCAUUCGCCUUUUUUCAGCCCAGAACCCAAGUAUCUACACUGGGCUCUCAAGGAAAACCAGCAUUGGGAUCAGCUGAUUCAGGAUGCUCAGAAGCGUGGUGCCAUUAUUAAGACCUGUGACAAAAACUAUAGACAUGAUGCAAUGAAGAUUCUGAAACUCAAGCCUGUGCUACAGAGAAUUCUCACUUACCCUCUUACCAUAGCCCCAGAGGUAUCCAGACCCCAGGGUGACUUGCCCAGCAGCAAGCUAGACAGUGGAUUUGCCGAGACAUCUUUUGCUGCUUCUCUGUACCACACACCCUCUGACUCCAAGGAAACUACUCUUACUGUUACUUCAAAGGACCCUGAAAGAUCUCCUGUUUAUGACCAACUUCGGGACCCACGACUGCUGAAGAGGAUGGGCAUUGAGGUCAAAGGAGGAAUAUUCCUAUGGGAUCCACAACCCUUCAGCCCCCAGCAUCCUGGAGCAACACCUUCUGCAGGAGAGCCGAGCUUCCCUGUCGUUCACCAGGACCUGGGCCAUGUACAGCAGCCUGCUGCUGUAGUGGCUACUCUGAGCAGCCCCAAACCUCCCGUGCAGGGCGAACCUCCAGCUGCCAGUCCUGAGGCUUCCACGUGUCAGAGCAAAUGUGAUGACCCAGAAGAGGAGCUCUGUCACAGGAGAGAGGCCAGGGCUUUCAGUGAAGGCGAGCAGGAGAAGUGCGGUUCCGAGACCCCUCACACCAGGAGGAACUCUAUGUGGGACAAGAGGAGACUGGAGCAGGAGGACAGCAGUUCCAAGAAAAGAAAGCUUUUAUAGAAAAGCCCAAUGACAUGGGCCGGCAGCCACAGCAUAUUGUAAACUGAAGAUGACCAGCUCGGGGAACCAUCUAGAUAAGCUUAUUUGUUUUUGUAAGGAGCUUGUGUGCUGUUGGAAUACACGGAAAAUGCAUCCUUAACACCUGAGCCUCUGGUCAUCUUCAGUACUUUCUGUCCUUUGCAAAAGCUUUUUAGAGGGCAUUGUGUAUCAGUAAUAAUGUCCUUGAAGUCAGAGACCGGAAAUGUUGAUCUCUUACUCUUCUAUAGAUGAGGAGGUCAGACUGGAGUGAGUGUUGUAAAAGUUGAAAUGUGUAUUUGUAGGCCGGGCGCGGUGGCUCAAGCCUGUAAUCCCAGCAC